Suncus etruscus (white-toothed pygmy shrew) is the source of this 3056-nucleotide messenger RNA. RefSeq names its product defective in cullin neddylation 1 domain containing 1 (gene DCUN1D1). Bases 85 to 864 code for a protein of 259 amino acids. The transcript is spliced from 7 exons. Gene Ontology annotation, cellular component: ubiquitin ligase complex. Lineage: Eukaryota; Metazoa; Chordata; Mammalia; Eulipotyphla; Soricidae. The record is from RefSeq and is a predicted model, not a curated record. Gene Ontology annotation, biological process: protein neddylation; positive regulation of ubiquitin-protein transferase activity. Gene Ontology annotation, molecular function: cullin family protein binding; ubiquitin conjugating enzyme binding; ubiquitin-like protein binding.
GCCCGUGAGAGGAGCCGCCGCCGCCGCCGCCGUCCAUUCGCUGCGGAGCCGGAGGAGGAGGGGAGAGGCCUGGAGGACACCAACAUGAACAAGUUGAAAUCAUCACAGAAGGAUAAAGUUCGUCAGUUUAUGAUCUUCACACAAUCUAGUGAAAAAACAGCAGUAAGUUGUCUGUCUCAAAAUGACUGGAAGUUAGAUGUUGCAACAGACAAUUUUUUUCAAAAUCCUGAACUUUAUAUACGAGAGAGUGUAAAAGGAUCACUGGACAGGAAGAAGUUAGAACAACUCUACAAUAGAUACAAAGAUCCUCAAGAUGAAAAUAAAAUUGGAAUAGAUGGUAUACAGCAAUUCUGUGAUGACCUGGCACUCGACCCAGCCAGCAUCAGUGUGUUGAUCAUCGCUUGGAAGUUCAGAGCAGCAACACAGUGUGAGUUCUCCAGACAGGAGUUUAUGGACGGCAUGACUGAAUUAGGGUGUGACAGCAUAGAAAAACUAAAAUCCCAGAUACCCAAGAUGGAACAAGAAUUGAAAGAACCAGGACGAUUUAAAGACUUUUACCAGUUUACCUUUAAUUUUGCAAAGAACCCAGGACAAAAAGGAUUAGAUCUAGAAAUGGCCAUUGCCUACUGGAAUUUAGUGCUUAAUGGAAGAUUUAAAUUCUUAGACUUAUGGAAUAAAUUUUUGUUGGAGCAUCAUAAACGUUCAAUACCAAAAGAUACUUGGAAUCUUCUUUUAGACUUCAGUACAAUGAUUGCAGAUGACAUGUCUAACUAUGAUGAAGAAGGAGCAUGGCCUGUACUUAUUGAUGACUUUGUGGAAUUUGCACGUCCUCAAAUUGCUGGGACAAAAAGUACAACAGUGUAGCACUAAAGGAACCUUCUAGUAUGUACAUAGUCUGUACAAUAAAUUCAACGGAAAAUUGCACAGUCAAUUUCUGCUGGCUGGACUGAACUGAAGAUCAAUCCUCACAAUUCAGACUGAGGGUUGAGACAAAACUUUAAGGAUACAUCUUGGACCAUAUCGUAUUUCAUUCUUCUAAUGGUGGUUUGGGCUUGUCUUCUAGUCUGGGCCGCUCUUAACAUUUAUAAUUCCAACAUUUGUGGAUUUCAUCUUAUUAUCUGUGGACCAUCAUAGUUUAUUCUCCCAUAAGUCUUAGAAGCUUUAUGGUGAUUAUUUUGAGAUUUCCAUCCUUGCAUAAAGCACAAUGCUGUCUUCAUCAGAAAACCGUUUGGCAUAAGAAUUAAACAUGAACAUCACAAUUAUAAAAACUUCUUAAAGAUAUGCUUUGGGCUAGUUGCAAAGACUAUGCUGAUAGCACUUCCAUGAGAGUGAUAUAUUUAAGUGUACUGGAUCUGAAUGGUUUGGUUGGGGGAUAUUUUUUGGGGGGACAAAUCACAUUUAUUGUUGAUGUGAGUUAGGGUAUCUGAUGAAAAAAAUGUCAAAAUAACUAACGUGAAACUUUAUUUUAGAAUAACUUGGUGUGCCUACCUGAAAACUUUUGUUUCAGACCCUUGGAUUUCAAAAGGUUCCACAGAACUAGUCUGCACUUAUCCAUGGUUUAUAGUUGCCCCACAGGGAGCUUUUAGUUAGAAGAAGUCUGCAUAAUGUUAAAAGUUCAUCCCUGUCUACAUUAUGCACUACAUAAUUGGAUUUCAUUAUGAUUUUGAAAUGCUUAUAUGCCUGUCAAAUAAGUUUAAACUAUUUAAUUUGUGUAGGAUGUUUUAGAUUGAGGUACAGUACAUACUCUAAAUUUAGGCAUGAGGGUUUCUAUUUUUUGGGUUUUCUUUUUUUUCUUUUGGUCAGCGCACUAUGGAACACAAGUGAAAUUCUCUUAAUUUAUAAGAUAGUAGGGAUUAAGUUUUUAAAAUGGUUGUGAUGAGCCAUGAAGUUCAAUCUUUAUAAACUAGGUACUGCUCUCUCAGAAAAAUAGUCCAUUUUUGAUGACUUAUUUUGUUGAAAUUGCUUUAACUGCUAAUCACUGUGGUUGCCAAAUACUUAUCUUCCAGAGCAAAGAUUUUCAAGCAAGCAUGCACUUGUUGCAAAAUACCAAUCUGACUUCUAUUUUUGUGAAUUAUUUAGUCUCGCUACUGUUUUAUUUUAUUGAAAUUAGCUCAGUUUUUACAUCAAAGCAGACUUUCUAUCCUGUGUUUUUUUUUUUUUUUAACUACAAGACUCAUGAACUGCUUUCAUGCUGAAAAUACUCAUUUCUCUGCUCAUUUCCUUACAUGAAGAAAGGUUUAUUGCUUUCUUGAACAUUUGUGUAAGACAGGAUAAAAAGUGUAAAAUUUCAGAUACUGGAUGAACUGUGGUCUUAACAGGUAAAGAUUUUGCUUGGUGUAUCCAAGGCAUUAUCUAUGGUUUAAUCUUGAAAUAAUCAAAGGAAUGUACUUCAGAAUAUUAGUACAUCUUAUAUAGAUGUGGAAAUGAUUUUAAGAAACAGGACAUAUUAAAAAUUUUUAUUUACAGUUUUUAAAUUGAUUAGAAUUUUUUCGCAGAUAUAUUUUUCUCCAAUCAUAAUUUUAAAUUUAAUCCGAUUCUACUAAAAUGUUGAAAAUGUCUAUUCCAGCUACUAGAAUUGGUUACAAAAUAAGAAAAAAUAAGAAUUCUGCUGCUUUCAGUAUUUCCUAAUUUCACAUUUGUAAAUAUAAAGAGAAAUUUCAAUUAUGAAAAAAUUUAAAAGAUAUAUAGAUAUAUGUACUAUUUUGUUUCCUGUAUUGAGGAUUUUGAGUUAUGGUAUUGUUUUUGGAUCGAUUGAUUUGCAUAUGCUGUGUUUUGAAAUGAAAUCCCAUUAACUUUUCCCAAUAUAAAACUUUUUUUUUAAUAUAAAAGUCUGAUAUUGGUUCGUGGCCUAGUGCCUUGGGUUUUACAAACUUUUCUUUCUAAAUGCAAGACCUAUUCAACAAAAUAGUGUUUGUCAUCAGUUUGGUACUAAACAUUUAUAAUUACUGUGUAAUUAUAAACAAAAAUACAUAAAGCUUUGAAUAUAAUUAUGUAGCAUAAAAGUAAAGUUUGUUCACUAUGAUGGCAUCUUAGAAUUAAACAGUACUAUUACUAGG